UGCCUCUCGUCGCCGCCGCGGCGCGGGCAAGGAUGGCUCGGCAGCCCCGGGGCUUUCUGCAGGAGGCGUCUCACCAAGUCGUCGCCGGGGGUUCGGCGGGUCUUGUAGAAAUUUGCCUGAUGCAUCCCCUUGAUGUAGUGAAAACAAGGUUCCAAAUUCAAAGAGGGAAAACUGAUCCAACCAGUUACAAGAGCCUGGGGGACUGUUUUAGGACUAUUUUCCAACGAGAAGGAUUACUUGGCUUCUACAAAGGAAUACUUCCUCCUGUCCUGGCUGAGACACCCAAAAGGGCAGUGAAGUUUUUUACCUUCGAACAAUACAAGAAGCUACUGGGAUAUGUGUCAUUGCCACCAGGACUGGCAUUUGCAGUUGCUGGCUUGGGCUCUGGGUUGACAGAGGCAGUUGUGGUUAACCCAUUUGAAGUAGUGAAGGUUACCUUACAGACCAAUCAGAAUGCCUUUGCAGAGCAACCAUCGAGCUUUGUUCAAGCUCAGCAGAUCAUUAAAACCGGAGGUCUGGGCUCCCAAGGACUCAACAAAGGCCUUACUGCCACACUGGGCCGUCACGGAGUUUUUAACAUGGUUUACUUUGGAUUCUACUUCAAUGUGAAAAACAUUCUUCCAGUCAAUAAGGAUCCAAAUUUGGAGUUUUUGAGGAAAUUUGGAAUUGGGUUAGUCUCGGGAACAAUAGCCUCAAUUAUUAACAUUCCUUUUGAUGUUGCAAAAAGUAGGAUUCAAGGACCACAGCCAGUUCCUGGAGAGAUCAAGUACAGAACCUGUUUUAAAACUAUGGCAACAGUCUAUAAAGAGGAAGGAUUUCUGGCUCUGUACAAAGGCUUGCUUCCCAAGAUCAUGAGGCUGGGUCCAGGUGGUGCAGUGAUGCUUUUGGUUUACGAAUACGUUUAUGCGUGGCUUCAGGACACAGUUACUCACAAGUAGCACUUCUGAAAAAUGUACUCUUUAAAAUUACAUGCAUUCUAAAAUACACUAUAAUAAAGCAAAUGUGAUUCUUAUUCUUUA
Messenger RNA from Sturnus vulgaris (Common starling), 1019 nucleotides. RefSeq names its product solute carrier family 25 member 21 (gene SLC25A21). The record is from RefSeq and is a predicted model, not a curated record. Lineage: Eukaryota; Metazoa; Chordata; Aves; Passeriformes; Sturnidae. Gene Ontology annotation, biological process: transmembrane transport.